AUGCCUGCAGACGUGCUCUGGAAAUCCAUGCCCCUUUCGCCCAAAGAGCUUUCGCUUGCACGCGUCCUCCGAUGCGGCCAGGCCUUCCGGUGGAAAAACGUAAACAACGUGUGGAGCGUGUCCACGCAAGACCAGAUCGUGCUUCUCCGGCAGGACGACGCGGCGCUCCACUACGCGGCCAUCGGGCCCGAAACCGCCGGCGCCGGGCCUCCUCCACACGCGGCCUCGCACUUUGUCAGAGACUACUUCAACUUGCACGUCCAGCUCGAGGCGCUCUAUCGGGCGUGGGCCGAGGUCGAGGCGCGGUUCUCAAACGGCCUGAAGCGCGCGGCCUUCGGCCUGUUCCCUGGCAUCCGCAUGCUCCGGCAGGAGCCGUGGGAGACCGUGGUGCUGUUCAUCUGCUCCAGCAACAACAACGUCAAGCGCAUCUCGAAGAUGUGCGACGCCGUGUGCGCGGAAUACGGCACGUACAUCAACGAGCACGGCGGCGUGCGCUACUACUCGUUCCCGGGCCCGGACGCGCUAGCUGCGGCCGGGGUGGAGGGCCGCUUGCGCGAGCUUGGCUUCGGCUACCGGGCACGGUACAUCCACCAGACGGCCCAGAUGUUCGUGGACGCGGCCAGGCCGGAGAUCUCGGUGGCCGCGCUCUACGAGCUCCGCAACCGGCUGUACGAAGAGGCACACGGCUUCUUGCUCCGGCUCACGGGCGUGGGCCCCAAAGUGGCCGACUGCAUCUGCCUCAUGGCCCUCGACAAGCACGACGUGGUGCCCGUGGACACGCACGUGAUGCAGAUUGCCGUGCGAGACUACAAGUUCCGGGGCCCGAGGGCCAUGACGCAGAAGGCGUACCACCAAGUGCGCGGCCAUCUCCGCUCGUUGUUUGGCGACUACGCCGGGUGGGCGCAGCUGGUGAUGUUUGCCGCGGAUCUCUCGGACUUGAACAACGGCAUUAACCAGCUCGAUGGCGCGCCGGUCAGGCACGAGGUCAAGGGCGAGGCGUCCGUGAGGACUGGGACAGAAGUCGAGACGUCCGUCAAACCGGCCAAACGCGUCAAAAGCGCGGCAUGA
Messenger RNA from Metschnikowia bicuspidata var. bicuspidata NRRL YB-4993, 1068 nucleotides. RefSeq names its product 8-oxoguanine glycosylase (gene OGG1). The coding region runs from base 1 to 1068 and encodes 355 amino acids. The record is from RefSeq and is a predicted model, not a curated record. Gene Ontology annotation, molecular function: damaged DNA binding; 8-oxo-7,8-dihydroguanine DNA N-glycosylase activity. NCBI's taxonomy places the organism in Eukaryota, Fungi, Ascomycota, Pichiomycetes, Serinales, Metschnikowiaceae. Gene Ontology annotation, biological process: base-excision repair; nucleotide-excision repair; base-excision repair, AP site formation. Gene Ontology annotation, cellular component: nucleus. The transcript is spliced from 3 exons.